Messenger RNA from Beta vulgaris subsp. vulgaris (sugar beet), 2526 nucleotides. RefSeq lists its product as uncharacterized. The coding region runs from base 140 to 2290 and encodes 716 amino acids. NCBI's taxonomy places the organism in Eukaryota, Viridiplantae, Streptophyta, Magnoliopsida, Caryophyllales, Amaranthaceae. The transcript has 10 exons. The record is from RefSeq and is a predicted model, not a curated record.
UUACACCGCACUCUACUCUUACCACAUUUAUUUUCAUCACUCUUCUGCAGUUCUCUCUAUAUAUAUAAAUAUAUGCUAUUUAUAGAAACUAUAGAUUUUCAUUUGGUAACACUAUCAUUAUCAACUGGAUUGAUUUACGAUGAUGAACUUGAAGCAUCUCUCCUCAUCUGCCAAUUCUGUCAUCCACCGAUGUGCUUUGAAAUUGGACACUUCGGUUGAUGCAUUAUUGGAAGAGUACAAGGGAGUAUGGAAGCCAGAGUUGGGCGAUUAUUCAAGGAAAUUAAUAGAGUAUUGCUGCUCAAAGGCCUUGAGGCAGGGGCCAGGUUGUGGAGUAGAAGAAUCUAUUAGUGAUAGUUCCUUUAGUCGCCUCACAUUUGACAUGAUGCUAGCUUGGCAAAGGCCAAGCUCCGCUGAUGAAGAAUCAUACAUGGAAUGUUUGGGUAAAGAGAAAGAAGAAAAGAAACCAUUGAAAGUUAAUCCGCCUCAUGAAGAUGUAUCACUAUUCUAUUCUGACAUCAUGCCGCUGCUUGUUGAUCAUGGACAAGGUGUUGAGGAAGAUGCUUUUGUGUGGUUUGCAUCAAUUCUGCCUCUGUCUGGAGAUGUAGUCAAUGGUAGAUUCAUCUUUGAAACGCUAACAGCACCUACAGCAAACCUGCUCCAUUAUCCAGCCUAUGAUAGAUUUCUCUCCGAAAUUGACAAGUGCAUGAAGCAUCUCCAAAAGCAGGAAAAACCAAAGGGAAUCGACUUUGUGGAUGAUGAAUUUAUAUUGCACGUUGAGGGAACUGCAAAUAGUCAACGAGUAGUCCGUCAUAUUGGAGGAACAAGCUGGCCAGGUAGACUGACACUCACCAACUAUGCCCUCUACUUCGAGGCAUCGGGAUCUGUUAAUUACGAAGAUUCGGUAAAAGUUGAUCUCUCAAAAAACAUUGAGCAAGAUGUGAAACCAGCUGCCACAGGUCCAUGGGGAGCGCCACUAUUUGACAAAGCCAUGCUAUAUCAAUCCUCGGAACUGACAGAAGGUGUACUGCUGGAGUUCCCGGAAUUAACCAGUUCUACAAGACGAGAUCACUGGAUGGCUCUAACAAAGGAAAUUAUUUUAUUACACCAGUUCUUAUCCAAACAAGAGUCGCUAUCUGCACAUCAAAAGUGGGAAAUGCACGCAAGGACAGUUUUGGGCAUCGUAAGGCUCCAUGCCGCUAGAGAAAUGUUAAGAAUGGCACCCCCAUUACCCCAGAGUUUUUUGAUCUUUACUUUGUUUAAUGAGCUACCUAAAGGAGAUUAUAUUAUAGAAGAGCUUGCAGAGACUCUGAAGCUUAUUGAUACUGGAGGGUCCUGCAGUGCAAGUUCAAUCCUGAGGAAUCUGAACAUGACUCGUGAGGUUACACCUGAUAUAGGGUCAAUUGAGCCAGAUGUUGUCGCCGGUGUCCCUUUGAAAAGUGCUCCAGAAGAUAGUUCGGAGUUAGAAGAGCCAGAUGUCGUGGACGGAGAUCCUCUAAAAAGUGCUCAAGAAGAUAGUUCGGAGUUAAAAGAGCCAGAUGUCGUGGACGGAGAUCCUCUAAAAAGUGCUCAAGAAGAAAGUUUUGCGACAUUGGAUGAAGUUGUUACAGAGGUGAGGGAACAAGCAAGGGAAAUCAAGUCAGCAAAAGCUACUACUGAAGGUUUAAAAGAGGAAGGGGUUGUUGAUAGUGCCCUUGUACUUUUGGAGCUCUUGAAACCACUGAAAAGCAGUUGGAUUUGGCUUCAAGAAGUACUGGCAUGGGAAAGGCCGGGUGCCACCAUCAAUCUGAUUGCUGCAAUUCUUUUCAUAACCUAUAAGGAGUGGAUUGGGAAGGCGUUGGCGACCAUCUUAUUAUGGGCAGUCUAUGAAAUGCUACGAGCAAGAAGACAGAAGAUUGGAGACAAGUAUAACAAGGUAGUAGUGUGUACUGCCACAGAUCAGACGGCAAUGGAGAGCAUUGUUUCAGCACAGCAAGGUCUGAGAAAUGCCCAUGACCUGGUGCAGCAGGUCAAUAUUGCAAUACUCAAGAUGUACUCUAUAUUGGCUUCUAGGGCUCCGAAGCAAGCAAAUACAGUGAUGAUGAUCAUGGUUGGGGUAGCACUCAUUGUAGCUGUAAUACCGUUCAAGUAUUUGAUUAUGGGUGUCACUUUGUAUCUGUUUGCAAUGAACUCAAAGAUUGUCAAGAAUCGUCGCACGACAAACGACACAGGAAAUCGGCGACUGAAGGAAUGGUGGGACUCGAUUCCUGUUAUUCCUGUGCAGAUUGUGGAUGACCCAGCGGAGUGUGAAUGAUGGCCUUUUGUUCCAGUUUUUUGCAGUCGCACUGUUUUGUGUAAUUAUAUGUUUUUACAUAGUUUCAUAGCAUACCAUAGUUGAUAAGGUUGAGAAGCAGUUUGUUUCGCGUAUGGCUUUCUUGUCUGUCACGUCUUACGAGUAUGUAGAAGUUUUAUAAGGCAAUCUUCACUCUUGUACUAUAUCUCAGAUUCUCAGUGAUAAAAUUUGGAUUGCUUUACUGUUCUGCGACCAAA